AUGACGGAGAUGGUGAUGAGGUUGGCGGCCCUCAUCGAGGACUGGGAUACAGCGCGUGCGCGCAAAAUCCGAAGGGGCCUGAACGACGCAGGCCAGCCGACAGUGCUGGAUGCGACGGAGAUCAUUUCCCAAAAGUGGGAGAGCUUUUCGGACCAGACUGUGAUCAGGUGCUGGCUCAAGGCCACCAUUCUUCCUGGGGAGCACGAGAGCGCGCUCAAGGACAAAGACUCGAGGUUGGGCCGAGAAGACCCAGGGGCGGCCGCCCUGGACGACCUGUGCGAUAUGGUCGAGAAGAUGUUCAUGCCGGAAAGUGCCAAGGACCUGGAUGCUAGGUCUAAGCCGCGAGUGUUGACGGACGACUUGUUCGUCGAGAGCGCCUCUGGCCUCACAGAAGAAGAAGUGCGCAGCGCAAUGCGCACUUGGCAUAGUGUAGAGGACGAUGAAGAGGUCUUGAGGGAUGAGGUAGAACUCAAGAUGCAAGAGGUAAAGGAGAACAUGUCAAACGUACACGUCGGGGAGGACGUGUCCAGUGAAGAGGAAGGCGAUCACGGUAGGCCAGUCGUGCAUCAAUCUACGAUUUCAGAGGGCGAGGUUCGCUCUCGUCUCGAAGAUGUCCGCUCUUACUUGUACACACAUGGAAGAGACGGCGAGUGCAGCGAAACGGCAUACCUUCUUUCGAAGACUGUGCAUUCGUUCACUCAUGAAACUCAGGUCAAGCGAAGAGCAAAGGAGGGGGGGGAGGUGCAGGCGACUCUUCAGGAUAUGUGGCGGGAGUAG
Ectocarpus sp. CCAP 1310/34 is the source of this 777-nucleotide messenger RNA. The record is from the annotation of a GenBank genome assembly. NCBI's taxonomy places the organism in Eukaryota, Phaeophyceae, Ectocarpales, Ectocarpaceae.